GCUAGAAUAUCAACAAUCUAGCCGGCAACGGUAUUAACUUUGCCACACAUAUUAAUAUUUAGCCGUAAAGUGCAUUUAUUUAUUAACGAUUGCAAUCAAAUUAGUAGCUGUUGCCAAUUGCGCAUUAGCUUUAAUUGAAACGAAGUGAAAACGUACGCUGCACGCAAGGGGACUGGCUAGGGGGCAGGUCCGCCAGCAACGUGGGAGUACGUGGCAAUGACGAUGAUGUCGCCGUUAAUGGGCAACAAUUAAUAAUUCUUAGCUAAUUUACACUAAUUAUAAACUGCACUGUAUCGAAUUUAAUUGCCACUGGGAGCAAUGACUGCCACGUUACGUUACCGCGGCGACAAAAGCAAUUUGCUGGAGUUUGCCAAGAAUCUCGAUGCCUUCAAAAAGGUGCCUGAGAAGUAUACGGAGACCACGGAGAUCGGCGGCACACUCUCGCUGCUGAGCCGGCUGCUGAUCGUGUAUCUUGUUUAUACGGAGCUGCGUUAUUAUUGGAACGAGACGGAAAUCAUUUAUCAAUUUGAGCCGGACAUGGCGCUGGAUGAGCAGGUGCAGAUGCAUCUGGAUAUAACGGUGGCCAUGCCCUGCGCCUCGCUGUCCGGCGUUGAUCUGAUGGAUGAGACGCAGCAGGAUGUUUUUGCGUAUGGCACACUGCAACGCGAGGGCGUCUGGUGGCAAAUGUCGGAUGCGGAUCGCCGUCACUUUAAGUCCAUGCAGAUGACCAAUCACUAUCUGCGCGAAGAAUAUCAUUCUGUGGCGGACAUACUCUUCAAGGAUAUACUGCGCGAACGAACACCCACAAAGGAGAGCGAAACGCAUGCUGCGACUGCUGCAGCUGCUGCUGCUGCACCGCCGCCGCCGGGUGCACUGCAGCAGCCACAACAAUUGGCACAGCUGGAGUCCAAAUACGAUGCAUGUCGGCUGCACGGCACGCUAGGCAUUAAUAAGGUCGCCGGCGUUCUCCAUUUGGUGGGCGGCGCACAGCCCGUAGUUGGCAUGUUCGAGGAUCACUGGAUGAUUGAGUUUCGCCGAAUGCCGGCCAACUUUACGCAUCGCAUCAACCGUCUGAGCUUUGGCCAGUAUUCGCGUCGCAUUGUACAGCCGCUGGAGGGUGAUGAGACCAUAAUACACGAGGAAUCGACCACGGUGCAAUACUUCCUCAAGGUGGUGCCGACGGAGAUCCAGCAUACGUUUAGCACAAUAAGCACAUUCCAAUAUGCCGUCACCGAGAACGUGCGUAAGCUAGAUUCGGAGCGCAAUUCGUACGGCUCACCGGGCAUUUACUUCAAAUACGAUUGGUCCGCUUUGAAGAUUGUUGUCAGCCACGAUCGCGACUAUUUGCUAACCUUUGUCAUACGGCUCUGUUCGAUUAUAUCGGGCAUUAUUGUUAUAUCCGGUGCUGUGAAUGCGCUGCUGUUGGGCCUACAGCGUCGCCUGCUGCGCAUCUUUGCGCCGCAGCUCUACCAGCGGCUGCCCGGUGCGCCGCCCACAGUUAGCGUGGCCAGUGUACCGGCAACGGCGGCGCCCACGGCGCCGGUUAACGAGCUGCUCAGCACCGCCAAUCUGAUGGCCAAUGUGGAUAUUUCCGCUUAUCUGGCAACGGCGGCGCCCAAGUCUGGUAUCUAGCGCUGGCCUCGGGCCACAACAGGCCAAACCUAAUCUCCGUUCAAUAAAUUUCACAAUUCUUUUUUAUUAUAAUGC
Drosophila virilis is the source of this 1707-nucleotide messenger RNA. Its product is annotated as endoplasmic reticulum-Golgi intermediate compartment protein 2. Gene Ontology annotation, cellular component: COPII-coated ER to Golgi transport vesicle; endoplasmic reticulum; membrane. Gene Ontology annotation, biological process: endoplasmic reticulum to Golgi vesicle-mediated transport; retrograde vesicle-mediated transport, Golgi to endoplasmic reticulum. NCBI's taxonomy places the organism in Eukaryota, Metazoa, Arthropoda, Insecta, Diptera, Drosophilidae. The record is from RefSeq and is a predicted model, not a curated record.